AGCGGAAGUGGAGGAGUGUCUGCGGCAGCCCCGGCAUUGACCCCCGGAAACGGAAGUAGCGGAGUUUCCAUGGCGGCGGCUGCGGUGGCUGAGGCUCCGGUACUAUGGCGGCGGCUGCUCGCUUAUUUGCCCCGGGGGAGGCCCGCCUUGGCCGCGCUGUUUGCCCGCUUCUCGGACCGCCUGACCCGAGGCCGCGAACGCCGGGCGCGCCGGUCAUCGUGGCUGUUAUUGGCUCCACUGCUGUCUCCUACUGUUCCUCAGCUAACAGCCCCACCUUGUUGCCUCUGUCCUGAGGGAUUCCAUAGGUUUCAGUGGAUAAAGAACUUGGUCCCUGAGUUUGGAAUUGCCAGCUCUCACGUCAAGGUGCUUUCAUCCCCGACAGAAUUCUACGAGCUUAUGAAGGAACAGAUAAAGAUGGCCAAGAAACGAGUAACUUUGGCUUCGCUGUACCUCGGAACAGGACCUCUGGAACAGGAGCUAGUGGAUUGCCUUGAAGCUGCUUUGGAGAGGUCCUUACAGGAAAGUGGACCUUCCAGCCUUAGAGUGUCCAUUCUGCUAGACUUCACAAGGGGAUCUCGGGGCCGGAAGAACUCUCGGACCAUGCUCCUUCCAGUUUUGAGGAGAUUUCCAGAGCAGGUCCGUGUCUCUCUGUUCCACACUCCUAAUCUGCGUGGUCUUCUCAGGCUCCUAAUCCCUGAGCGUUUCAAUGAGACCAUCGGGCUGCAGCAUAUCAAGGUCUAUCUCUUUGAUGAUAAUGUGAUCUUGAGCGGGGCCAAUUUGAGUGACUCCUAUUUCACCAAUCGUCAGGACCGCUAUGUGUUCCUGCAAGACUCGCCUGAGAUUGCAGACUUCUUCACUGAGCUAGUAGAUGCAGUUGGAGAUGUGUCCCUACAGUUGCAGCAAGAUGAUACGGUCAAAGUGAUGGAUGGGAUGGUGCAUCCUUACCAAGGAGACAAGAUGGCCUAUUGUGAAGCAGCAAACAGGAGAGUGAUGGAAGUGAUCAACGCUGCAAGGACCCGUCAAGAACUGUUCCACACUCAGAAUUUCCACUGCAAUCAGCCGGAAGGAGAAAUUCCAUUGUCCAAAGAUCCAAAGACAGUUGGUGACCGGCCUCCUGAGCCAGACACAUGGAUUUAUCCUCUAAUACAGAUGAAACCUUUUGGGAUUCAGAUAGAUGAGAUUGUCACAGAGACCCUCCUGAUGGAAGCGGAGCGAGGCGCUAGUGUAUUUCUCACCACAGGCUACUUCAAUCUCACACAAGCCUAUAUGGACUUGAUUCUAGGCACCAGGGCAAAAUACCAGAUCCUCCUAGCCUCACCAGAGGUGAAUGGGUUCUUUGGGGCCAAGGGGGUGGCAGGUGCCAUCCCUGCUGCCUAUGUGUACAUUGAGCAGCAGUUCUUCAGUGAGGUGUGCUAUCUGGGUCAGCAAGAGAGAAUCCGGCUGCAGGAAUACUCUCGGAGUGGAUGGACGUUCCAUGCUAAAGGCCUCUGGCUGUACCUGGCAGGAAGCAGUCUACCCUGCUUAACUCUGAUUGGCUCUCCUAAUUUUGGAUACAGGUCAGUUCAUCGAGACCUGGAAGCACAGGUUGCAAUUGUGACAGAAAACAAAGCUCUGCAGCAGCAGUUCCGUCAGGAGCAGGAGCAGCUUUAUCUGCGUUCUGGUUCAGUGUCUGCCUCAACCUUUCAGCAGCCCAGUCGCUAUGUCAAGCUGUGGGUGAAGAUGGUGACACCUCUGAUUAAGAACUUUUUCUGAAAAAAAAGAGAGGCUGGUC
Molecule: messenger RNA, 1771 nt
Organism: Hemicordylus capensis (graceful crag lizard)
Lineage: Eukaryota; Metazoa; Chordata; Lepidosauria; Squamata; Cordylidae
Gene: PGS1
Product: phosphatidylglycerophosphate synthase 1
Exons: 9
Coding region: 70-1752 (560 amino acids)
Biological process (GO): cardiolipin biosynthetic process
Cellular component (GO): mitochondrion
Molecular function (GO): CDP-diacylglycerol-glycerol-3-phosphate 3-phosphatidyltransferase activity
Source: RefSeq, a predicted model, not a curated record